Diatraea saccharalis (sugarcane borer) is the source of this 1789-nucleotide messenger RNA. Lineage: Eukaryota; Metazoa; Arthropoda; Insecta; Lepidoptera; Crambidae. The record is from the annotation of a GenBank genome assembly.
AUGCCAACACCGAGUGAGGCAACGAGCGCACCCAGUCUUUCAGUUUCAUCACCAAGCCGGACAGCACCCGCGCCUCUUUCUACGCCGGCAUGCAACGGCCCCGGUGCGUCUUGGACGUGGAGUGCUCGGUCGCGUGAUUUGAGCGCACCUGGUGGAGGUGCUUUAACGGAGGGGGGUGGUGUGGGGUGUGUGGUCGGGCGUGCUCUUGGUCGCAGCGCGUCCGCCACGCUGCGCACCGCACCCGACCUCAACGUAGACGCUAUCAAGGAGAAGCUGCUGGAUCACCGCAUUCCAGAGUCCUGCGUCUAGUCUAUUUAGCUAUUAAUUCGGUCACCAAGCCACAACUACGUAUCUGUCUUAUCUUAAUUUAACAGUAUAACCUAUAACCAUUUUGUUAUGAAUGUUUUAAAUUUUAACAUGAUCAACAAUCUACCUAUAUUAUAAGGAAUAAUUUUACCAAUUGUGCAUAUGUAAUUUGAAUAUAUCCUGUUUAAAUUUUAAUUAUGUUUGUUAUCAAACGGAUGUACAAAAAUAACACACUAAUGAACCAUAUUACGUGUCACCGAUUGUAUUGUAUAUAGUAUAAUUUGAUACUAAUUAAUUUCUGUGUAAGGCAUUACGUAGAAUGGCUGGUGACUCCUUUGUACAUUUCUUGCGAGCGUUGUAUAAAUGUUGUAGGUAGGUAGACAUUUCUCAACUUGUUACUACCGACUGAAGAGAUCCUAAAGAUCCGCCGUAUGUUUUUGCCCGUAUUUAUAUUUGUGUAAAAGACUUUUCUUCAAUUUAGGCAAAUUCUAUUGACAACACCUCAAUUCUACUGAUUUUAACAUAAUAAUGGCAUCUUGAUGGCGUUUCAACUGUCUCAAAUGACAUCUGUUUCCAAUCCAAGAUCAUUACUAAAAUGACAUCUUGAUAAAUCAAUAGUAAAUCAAGAUAUUUUUAUAAUUUUUUGAUCUAGAAUCAAGCAAUGUAGUAAAAGCAUUAUUUUUGAAACGCCAUUCUUACGGUAUCAUUAGUAGAAUUGAGAUCAAGUUUAUCGUAUCGAUUGCUCCGAUCAAGCUUUAUUUUUCCAAGUGGUUUUAAGUUUGAUUCUGUUGAAUAAAUAAUUAGCAGUUGGGCCUUUGUAGUAACUCUGUGGUGCUGUGACGAAUGCAAAAAUAUUGUUUGGCAAAACAUUAAAAUUACCUAAUUUAAAGAGUAGUUUCAGACCGCUCGAAACUAAUUGACAAUUUAAUUUAAUUUUAUGAUUUUUGAGUUAACUUACGGAAAAACGUACGGGAUCAAAGAAUUUAACUACAUCUUUAAUUUUGUUUGAAAAUAAACUCUGUGAUGUAAAUAGUAGAGUAUAAGUAUUUGCCACUUUUUAUAUGUCUACGAAACUUUAGCUCAUAAUCUACCGUUUGUCGAAUCGAUUGAGAGGUAAAUGGAUUUAAAUGUAUACAGGAAAAAAUUAUUAUCAGUGUACAAAUUAUUUCCUAUGUUUUAGUAGAACAUAUUAACGAAGAAGAAAUUUAUUUUUAAAUUUCAUAUUUAAAUAUCAAAAUUAGUAAUUUUUAUGAAAGAAAUAUGAUUAAAAAUUAACCAGACCCAGAUGCCCGAUACGGAAUCUACGUUGAUCAAAUCGCACCCAUGCUGGUGAAAUCUGUUAUCUGAUAUGUAUCACAAAAACAAAAUAGGUUUUACAGUUGAUGCAGCUUGAAAUUUUCUCUCGAAUGGUCUAAACACCCAUCUAACAGUUUUACCAGCGUAGGUGCAAAAUAUAAUACUUGAUAAUUGAAUGUUCAUUUAA